This is a messenger RNA of Vigna umbellata (rice bean), 897 nucleotides long. The record is from RefSeq and is a predicted model, not a curated record. Lineage: Eukaryota; Viridiplantae; Streptophyta; Magnoliopsida; Fabales; Fabaceae.
AGAAAGAGAAGAAGCAUAUUAAUAUCAUAAUGGCUACAGUGAUGGAGAGGGAUUCAUUGAUGACUGAAGCUGAAAAGGCACCGGUUACUACACAGAGAAGGGUCAGAAAUGAUUUGGAAAAUUCUCUGCCAAAGCCAUACACCUCUAUAUGUAUAAACAUGCCCAGAGCAUUGAAAGCUCCUGAUGCAAGCCACCCUCAAGGAACACAGGGCCACAAGCACAAUGACUUGUCUGUUCUUCAGCAGCAUGUUGCUUUUUUUGAUCAAGAUGGCAAUGGUAUCAUUUACCCUUGGGAGACUUACAGGGGGAUGCGUUCUCUUGGAUUUAAUAUUGUUGCAUCUGCUAUAAUGGCCAUUGUUAUCAAUAUUGGAUUGAGUUUCCCCACUCAGCCUAGUUGGAUCCCUUCUCUCCUUUUCCCCAUCUACAUACAUAACAUACACAAAGCAAAACAUGGAAGUGACUCUGGAGUUUAUGACACAGAAGGACGUUAUGUGCCAGCGAAUAUUGAGAACAUGUUCAGUAAGUAUGCUCGUACAGUUCCGGACAAGCUCACACUUGGGGAGAUGUGGGAUCUGACAGAAGGAAACCGAAAUGCGUUUGACCCAUUUGGGUGGUUGGCUGCUAAAUUUGAAUGGGGGGCUCUGUACAUUCUGGCUAAGGAUGAGGAAGGCUUCCUGUCUAAAGAAGCUGUAAGAAGAUGCUAUGAUGGGAGCUUGUUUGAAUACUGUGCUAAAAUGCAUGCAGGUUCUGCUGAUGCUAAGAUGGGUUGAAUGUUGAAUUGGAUUACGUUAGUUACUGGGUUGGUAGUGUAAUGUGACACCAAAAAAUAACACUUGUUAGCAUCUUGUGAUCUGGGAUAAGGAUUGAUACAAUAAAUAAAAGAGUUAAGUUCAUGUC